GGCUCCGUCACGUUACUCGAGGGACCUUUUCGAAAUCGAUUGAUUCAAGUGAGCGGUCUUUUAUAGGUAUAGGUUAAUUUACAUCGAUUUCAAAAUUACUGAAAAAGAUGAUUGAAGCUGAAAAUAUUGAAGAUCAAAAUGGAUUACGCCCAGAUGGUAGACGGGCAUUAGAAUUAAGGCAAAUUCGUGUAAAAAUGGGAGUUUUUGGCCAAGCUGAUGGAAGUGCUUAUAUUGAACAGGGUAACACUAAAAUUUUGGUUACCGUGUAUGGACCUCACCAGCCAAGAGGUUCUACAGGAAGAAGCACAAGUAAUAUUACUAAAGGUAUAGUAAAUUGUCAAUAUAGCAUGGCAGUGUUUAGUUUAUCUUCUGGAGAACGUAAACGCAAACCAAGAGGUGAUAGAAAAUCGCAAGAAAGAUCUCUUCAAUUAAAACAUGCAAUGGAAGCCAUAAUACAUUUAGAAAUAUAUCCACGUUCACAAAUAGAUAUUUAUGUAGAAGCAUUACAAGUUGAUGGAAGUGAAUAUUGUGCAUCUGUAAAUGCAGCUACACUUGCUUUAAUUGAUGCUGGAAUUCCUAUCAAGAAUUAUGCUAUAGGUUGCACUGUAACAUUAAUUAAUAAUCCAUCUUUAGAAGAUGAAGAUAAUACAUUAGGGAAAGGAGUACUAGAUGCAAAUUAUGUUGAAGAAUGUACUCCUGGUGUUACUUUGUCUGUUGUCUCAUUACCAAAUAAUGAUAGUACAUCAAAAGAUGGUUUGAUAGUAGUAGCACAAGGAGCAGGCCAAAGAUUACACUUAUCUCAAUUUGAGUCUUUAAAAGCUCGUGUAUUAUGUGGAUGUCAAGAUAUAAGAACUAUUUUAGAUUAUGCAGUCAGAGAAUAUUUAACAGAACAAUCGCUUCCUUCUCUUUUUCAUGUUGCAUUAAACUAGGUAUAUUAAAAAAAUUGUAUACAUAAAAUGUCAAAUACAAAAUUUUUUUUUUCAUAAAAAUCAUAUACAAAAUUAUUUUUUAUAUAUCAUUCUUAAAAUAUAUAUAUAUUUUUUUAUAAUAUCUUCUAAUUAUAUUAUACAGAAUUUGUUUUCAUCUUAAACUAAUAUUUGCAUUUUUUUAAAAAUAUUUAUAUUUCUUUUUUUCUUGCUUCAAUCUUAAAUUUUAGCACCAGGAUAUCUUUCCAUGAUCAUACCAACACCCUGUAAUUUAUUUGAUUAUUAAAAUAAAUUUAUUUAAUAUAAAUAUAGGAUAUUAAUAAUAAU
Molecule: messenger RNA, 1253 nt
Organism: Frieseomelitta varia
Lineage: Eukaryota; Metazoa; Arthropoda; Insecta; Hymenoptera; Apidae
Gene: Ski6
Product: exosome complex component RRP41
Exons: 3
Coding region: 108-929 (273 amino acids)
Biological process (GO): rRNA catabolic process; nuclear mRNA surveillance; poly(A)-dependent snoRNA 3'-end processing
Cellular component (GO): nuclear exosome (RNase complex); nucleolus; cytoplasmic exosome (RNase complex)
Source: RefSeq, a predicted model, not a curated record